AUGCGUGCCUUUGAUAACGGCCUUGGUGUGAACGGCUUCGCUGGCGAUGACUCAUUAUCCCCCCUCGGCUCUCUACAUGCUCCAUACCUACCGAAAUGCAUCAUGGAAAGUACCGAUACAGAAUGUCCCUGGGGAGCCUUCGAUGUUACCAACACCAACCAACUGACCACCCGUCCCGAGACGAAUGUCACCCGAUACUAUGAUUUCAACAUCACGAGAGAAACAGUAGCCCCCGACGGCGUCGAGGUACAACUUUUAUUAGUCAAUGGUGAAUUUCCAGGGCCGUUGAUGGAGGCCAACUGGGGGGAUUGGCUCGAAGUCACUGUUCAUAAUAACAUACCAGAGGAGGGCUCGACGUUACACAUGCAUGGAAUCUUGCAGCAAGAGACACCAUGGAUGGAUGGAGUACCUGGUAUCUCUCAGUGUCCGAUUGCGCCGUAUGGCACAUUCACAUAUCGAUUCAAACCCGACUUAUAUGGUGCUUCUUGGUGGCACUCACACUGGGAAGGUCAAUAUGUCAGCGGCAUGUCCGGACCAUUGGUUGUCUACGGGCCGACUCACGUCGACUACGAUAUCGACGUCGGCCCGGUCUUCGUCACGGACUACUUCCAUGAUUACUACACGAGCAUAGCUGCCGGCUUCAUGGAGAAUGUAAUCGACGUCACUCUCUCCGACAACAACCUGAUCAACGGCAAAAACUCAUACGACAGCAAUGGCGCACCACUUGCGGCCUUCAACUUCCAGUCAGGCAAGGUGCACCGACUUCGCCUCGUCAACGGUGCCGCGUUCGCUGUGGAGAAGAUUUCCAUCGACGGUCUCAACAUGUCAGUCAUCGCCAACGACUUCGUUCCAAUCGUGCCCUAUUCAACAGAUGUGGUGACUCUCUCACCCGGCCAACGGACGGACGUGCUCGUCCAAGCGACAGACGACUCUACAGACUCUAGGUGGCUGCGAGUGUACAAGCCACCGAACUGCUCGCCCGGCAAGGAGGGAUCAUACUUGGCCCUUGCGGCCAUCUUCAACGAGGGUGCCGACCGCACCAAGGCGCCCACAACGGAAGCUGGGCCCAACGCCUACAGCGCCUACUGCGGCAACGACCCUCUCUCACUCACAGCGCCAGCGCUGACCUUGACGCCGCCGGAACCGGACGUCACCGAGAUCCUGCCGAUCGAGUUGCGUCCGAACGGCACGUCCAACCUGUGGUACAUGGCCAACCGCACGUUCCGCGUCGACUACAACGACCCGAUGCUGCUGAACGCCAAGAAGGGCGACCUGGACUUCCCCCACAUCCAGAACGUCCACGACUACGGCAGCAACGCGUCGCUGCGGUUCAUCAUCCAGAACACCGGCUUCCAGCCGCACCCGAUGCACCUGCACGGCCACAACUUCUGGGUCUUGCAGGAGGGGGCCUGCACUGAUAACGAGACCGUGUUUCCCCGCGGCCAGGGACGACACGGGGACGGGGAAAUCGGACACAUGAGGUCGCCGAGCCAGAUGUCUAAUCUGUUUGGUGGAAGACAUCACCACCACAAGCUCGAACUUGCGGUCACGCCCGUCGAGGAGCACAUGGUGCGACGUUCCGACGGCUUGAAUUUUGGCAGCAGCGACUACGGGUCCUGCUGGGAUGGAUCGAUCGUCAAUCCCACCAACCCCCAGCGACGCGAUGUGCAGAUGCUUCUGCCCGGCAGCUACAUCGUCAUCCAGUGGAUGCAGGACAACCCGGGUCUCUGGCCACUCCAUUGUCACAUCGCCUGGCACUUGACUGCCGGCUUCAACUGGAUGAUUCUCGAGCGCCCUGACGAUAUCAUCAGCGGUAUGCCGAUCCCGGACGCCGUGGCCCAGACUUGCACAGAUUGGAAUGCUUGGACUAGCAACCAUAUCGUUGAACAAACGGGCGCCGGCCUAUAG
This is a messenger RNA of Anthostomella pinea, 1908 nucleotides long. The record is from the annotation of a GenBank genome assembly. NCBI's taxonomy places the organism in Eukaryota, Fungi, Ascomycota, Sordariomycetes, Xylariales, Xylariaceae.